UCAGCCCUGACAGGUGGUACAGGCCAGGUGAGAGGACAACUGUUCCAAUCCGCGUGCGUCGUGCGCGCCCUCAUUACGCGCGGCCUCAUUACGCGCGCCCUCCGGUGCGCCGCCGCCUGCAGGUGAGGGCCCGGGACCCCGCCCACAAGGCCAACUCCUGUCAGCCGGGAAGUGCAGCCUGUCAGUCGGCAGCAGAGCACCGAGGAGCAGGAGGCAGCAGCAGCGACCAGCAGGAUCCGGAGUUGCAGAGAAACGGAGAGGACGUCACUGCGUCUGUGGAGAAACUGCAGCAGCUGAUAGACGACAACGUUCUCGCCGUGCCGCCGCCCGUCACCCAGGACCGACAGGUGUGUGAGGAGGAGGAGCCCGGGAGAGAAGGACUGUGGAGGUUCGCCGUCUGGAGCGACGAGCUGACGUUUGACCUCCGGCAGCUGCAGAAGCGAACGGAGCGGGAGCUCAGCGACAUACACACACAACUCUCUCAGUUGGAAGGCCGUCGGCAGCUUCUGAGCGCCGAGCUCCUCGAUCUCCACGAGAAGAAGAAGCAGAUCGAACGAGAGCUGAGGAGAAGCUCCCGCCUGCAGACGUCCACUGUUCAUUUGUGCGCCGGUCACGAGCUCCGGGCCUCCAUCACCCAGCGUCUGGUCCAGUCGGAGGCGCUGCUGUUCCAGGAGGAGGCACUGAGCGCGCUCCGCGACCUGCUGACCCAGGACCUGCAGCGGUACAGGGAGGAGACGGCGAGACUGAGCGGCUUCACGCGGAAAAUCCUCCGACAGUCCCACAGGUCAGACGGAGAGGAAACCUUCAGCGACAGACGGAGCGACCACAGCAUGCAAGGAAAGAACGAGACGGAGCCAGGCAACAACAUGCGUACGCCCGAGUCCUCGUCCUCCCACUCAAACGCAGAAGAGGCCUGGAGAGCCAGUCAUAAGAAACCAGCCGCGGGCCCGUCCCGUAGUUCAAACCUGCGCCGAGCCGGAAGCGUCAAAGACCUGAUUAGUAGAUUCUCAGACGACGUCUAUCCCAGCGGCGCCGCUGCCUUCGGAGGAGGACGAACCCCGAACUCCGCUUGUGCCCCCGAGCCUCCGAAGUCCAAGUCGCCUGCGUCCGCGCCGAGCGGCGUCGGGCCGGACGGGCGUCCAGUUCCCCGCAUCGCCGUGACUCCUCCGCUCGCAGGAACCGCUCGGAGCGAGGCCCAGAGGGCAGAUCGGACGAGCGCGAGGAGCGAUGGUCCAGCAGGGGGCGGGAGUGAGACCGAUUCAAGCAAAACGCAAACCGCCGACUCUGGUAGCGAUUCGGUGACGGACUCUGGAGUGGGAUCGGAAACUGAAUUGGAGUCGAACAAGCAGCCCGACAGCCCGUCGGAGGACGAGCCCACCACGCCCAGAGCGGUGCCGCCCAGCCAGAACCCCAAGUAUCAGCUGUUCCUCAACAACGACCUGAUCAAGACCAACGGGCUGAGCGGCAGGGACGGCGGCGGCGGGUCGGCCACGGAGAACGGGCCCAGGUUGGCCCCAUGGGAGAGCAACCGGCUGGGGAUGAACCACUACCGAGGGUCCCUGGAGUCCCUGGCCUCGCGGGAGUGGGACACGAUGCCCGACAGGUUAUUGAACCGCGACGUCUUUUGGACCAAACACAUAUUUAAGGUGGGGAUUGUCGACAGCCCCCCCAGAGUGUUCAACAGUCCGUACGCCACGACCGCCUCCAUGGAUUAUAAUCCCAUGUAUCGAAUGUCGGAGUUCAAGGGUCUGUCUCCCGCCACCUCGGACAUGAACCUGUUCAGCUACAACAGUCGCAGUACGAGUCCCGUGGGCCUCCCCACGCCCACCCUCACCACACAACGCCCCCGCUUCUCCACCUUCGAAACUCUGAGGAGGAGGAACGAGGUCAACAACCCGCAGGUGGUUCCCUCCUCACACUACAGUCUGCGCUCCAACACUCUGGGAGCGCCCAACAGGAAGGACUACAUCGAGGAGCUGACCAAGCAGAUGGACGCCUGUCAGAAGCGAAACCAGUUCCUGGAGGCCGAGAGUGUGGAGAUGGAGAAGGAGAGGAACCAGAUCAGGUUCGAGAUGCGCAGCCUGCUGGUGAACAACGAGGACCUGCUGCGCACCAACACCCAGCUGACCAAUGAGAUGAAGAGGAUGAGGGAGCAGAUGGUGGAGAUGGAGCGAGAGAGCCAGACGAUGAGCGAGAAGUUCAGGGAGAUGGAGAUCGAGGUGCGGGAGGCGCGGGAGGUGAUGGUGGAGGCCAACACUCAGGAGUACGCCUUCAACUUCCUGCAGCAGUCCCUGAAGAACAGGAUCCAGGACGCGGAGGAGAACCUGGACAAGCAGACGCUCCACGCCCAGACUCUGGCGGAGAAGCUGUGGCUGGCGGAGAGACAACUGGAGGACCUGGAGGUCGACAAGGAAACCAAAGACAAGAAGACGUCUGAGCUCAACAGCACCCUCCUCAGGCUGGAGUCGGAGCUCGGCGACGCCCUGCUGGUGUCGACGCAGGCGGCCACGGAGCUGAACCUGCAGCAGAAGCUGCGUGAGGACGCGGCGCUGCGGGUGGAUGAGCUGGAGGAGUCGCUGCUGGAGAAGGACCAGGAGCUGCAGAGGCUGCGGAGCCUCGUCGGCAGGCUGCAGGGAGAGGUGUCCGGCAAGCUGAUCGACAAGGAGCGCACGCUGGAGGAGGAGAUCCAGCUGCGGGAGCGGAUCCAGCUGCAGUGCAAGCAGGCGGAGAGGGCGGUGGACGACCUGCACAUGGAGCUGCAGAGCACCAACCAGGCCCGGGACGACCUGAGCAAACAGCUCAAACAGGCCCAGGAGAAGUUGAUCGACCUGGAGAGCGACCUGGAGGAGCUGCAGGACAGCGAGCAGAGAUGGGCGGCCAAACACAAGAGAGCCAUCGAACAGACGGAGCAGCUGCAGCUGAAGGUGAUUCAGGAGAAAGAUCUGAACGACCAGCUGGAGAUGGACAAGACCGUCAUGGACAGACAGCUGCGGGAGCUGCGUCUGGAGGUGGACGAGCUGCAGAGCUCCAGGGUCCAGGAGGACGUGGUCUCGCGGGCGGAGAGUCGAGCCAAGGAGCUGGAGAGUCUGCUGCGGACCGAGGAGAGGAACAAGGCCGUUCUGACGAACGCCAUCGGCAAACUGGAGAGAAGGAUCAACGAGCUGACCGACCAGAUGGAGGAGGAGCAUCGGCUCUCUAACGAACAGAAAGACCUGAUGACCCAGCGGAUGCGCUCCCUGAAGCGCCAGCUGAACGAGGUGGAGGAGGAGGCGAGCAGGAAGGAGGCGCUGCACCGCCACACCCAGCGGGAGCUGGCCGAGGAGCGGGAGUCCAGCGGGCGGCUGCAGCGGCAGCUGCUGGAACAGCACCAGCAGACCAAGCGUAAGGAGACGCUGACCAUCCGUCAGACUCUGGACAACCUGAGGUUGGACCUGAGCGUCGACGACGAGGACGACGAGCCGCCGCAACAGACAGAGACCGUCACCAAAGUGUGAACCGCCGCAAGAGUGUAGAUAUAUACAUUCAUAUAUAUAUAUAUAUAUAUAUAUGUUUCAUUUCUUAAAAGCAGAAAAACAACUUCAUCUUUACACCGACAGCGAAGUGAGGGUGUGUUUUUUAUUAAACCUGUCCACCACAGGAUGCCCAGAUAAAUACAUAAACAUAAAUAAAUAAGACGCCUCAACUUUCCAGUUAAUUAACAUUUGAUCUAAUUUCUUAAUGAUUUCCAAAGGAAAUUGGUUUCACAAAUCGUUAAAACAGACGAAACAUUUUGAGAUUAUAGCUGCACAUUAAUAAGUAGUUUUUUUAAUUUCCGGAGGGAUUUCCCUGAGAGUAAACAUAAAUUGAUCAUGUGUUUAUUACUGAUUCUCCAUAUUUGUAGAAUUAUAGACAAUGUCGUUUAACAUACUCCCAAAGCACCAACCCCCAGAAAAAAGAUCAGUAAAAUCAAUAUUUCUUUUCCUGCAAACGUUCGAAGAUUUUUAUUUCCGGAAAAUAAGUAUCUUUCUAAUUUGUCGCCCUCUCCUGGUGAUCAGCAGGAAUUGCAACAUUUAAUUUUUUAUAUUUACAUUAAAAAUAGUGAGUAAAGUAGUAAAAAUAGUUCUAAAAAUCAGAAAGAGAAGCGAGUGGUGGACUCACAGCUUCACUGUCACGUAGCGGACGUGAACUUUUGACAAUAAUGAGAUGUUAGAAUCAUACAUGAACAGGUGCGAUGUGCAUUUUAAACAGAGUCAAUUCUGAACGGACACUUUUAAUUUUUAGCGCGACUCAAAGAAUCAACGUUUUUUUUGGGGGGGUCAAUUGAAAAAAGAAACUCCGCGUUUUGUUUCUCUUUGUUGGAUCUUUGCCCAUGGUUCUGUCAUAAGGAGAUAUUUCAUAUUAAAGUGUUUCGUUAAACAAGGUAUACCAGAUUCUUCCGCAGUAUUUGAACGUAUCCCACGCUGGCUGUAUUACACAUUACAGGGUAAUGACAUGGAAUAACUGCAGGGGGAAGUGGAUCUUUGGCUCACGUGAUUGUUUUUGAUUCACACGCAGAAACAAUUAAGAGAUUAUUUAUAUAUGAUAUUGAAUUCUUUUUUGUUUUUUUUGGUAAUUUUUUUAUGAUUUUAUGAUAUUUUCUGUAUUUGCAGUCGCUUGCGGGGCCAAAAGGAAAUUCAAGAAACUGAUGAUUUUAGAGUCAAGUUUCAGUUAUUUUUAAGGGUUUUGCUGUCGUGACGUGACUCACUGUACCUCCGUCAUACGGCGUCGCUCCGUGGGAGGAGAUGUCCAGAGAUAUGAUUUUAAGUUGAAAUCAAGAGUGAAAAAAACAAAGAAGACAAUCUCACACUUGUCAUUAAUGUGCGUUUCUGGAGUUUGUUGUUUUUAAUCCAAACAUCGAGAAGAAAAGCAAAAUAAAAGACAUUUAGUAACUAAAAAGUGCAACAACUGAGAUAAAUCACUGUCUUUAUAAAAACAUGUUUUAGUUCUCACGUCUGGCGCUGCAUGUUCUUUAUACCUGCUUGAAAACAUACAGAUAAUAUUCAGAUUCUCUUUGGAUUCUUAUGUUUACACACGUUGAUGUAUUUUCUUUUAGUUUUAUGGAAAGAGGACCAUAAAUCAGGAUUUUCAUAUUUCAGCUGUUGGGGGAAAUAAUUACUACACGAUGUCGCUAGUAUUUGUUUGUUUUUUUGGACGUUGUUGUUGUUGUUUUGAGAAAGCGGCAGUGAUGUAAAAAAGAAAAAUGAAAAUGAAAAUAUUUUUGUAACUUUACACUUCUCACUCUACUGGUUCUACUGUUCCUGGGUAUUUAUUUUUUUGUGUUUCAUAUUCUCUCUUCUGGUGAGAGGUUUCUUUAAUACAACAUGCAAAUAAAUUCCUUCUCCACUGUGAA
This is a messenger RNA of Scophthalmus maximus (turbot), 5368 nucleotides long. RefSeq names its product cingulin-like protein 1. The record is from RefSeq and is a predicted model, not a curated record. Bases 831 to 3494 code for a protein of 887 amino acids. NCBI's taxonomy places the organism in Eukaryota, Metazoa, Chordata, Actinopteri, Pleuronectiformes, Scophthalmidae. Gene Ontology annotation, cellular component: myosin complex. The transcript has 24 exons.